Molecule: messenger RNA, 3894 nt
Organism: Vitrella brassicaformis
Lineage: Eukaryota; Vitrellaceae
Source: the annotation of a GenBank genome assembly
CUGGUCCCUUCCCCCACACAGUGCGCCGUGCACAGAUCCUCUCAUCCCAUCCAAUUGAUCCCAUCGCACCAGUCCACCCCUGCGACGCAGCUGCAGAGUCCUGAGUGCGCCCUGGUGCUGUGUCGUUUUGUGUGAGUGAGCGGAGGAUGUCAGCGCUCGACGACCAAGGGACGUACCUGCACUUCAAGCCAUGGCAGGAGGCCCUUUUCGGUGAGGACCGACUGCGGAAACAACACCCACAAACAACAUAUACCGCAUCCAUUGGGGAGGUUGAUGGUCUUUCUUUCUUUCACAGGUGUGUUCUACGUGAUGGACAGUUCUCGCAAGGAGGCGACGGGGGACGCCAUCAAGAUGACCGCAAGGAUCCUCAACACCUUCAAGGCAAUAGUAGAGUUCCUGCAAAUCGUUCCAAUGGUGCUGCUGAACUGUGGUCGCGUCCUCAACUGCCGCGACUACACGCUCAUGUCAUCGGCCGAGUGCAUCGUGGUGCUGGUGUCAUCGCCCUUCCGAUUCGCGGCUGGUGACGAGACGUUUCGCUAUUUUUCGGUGGUCGGUGGGCUGGCUCUGUUAAUGCUGAUGGCCCUGGGGUGUGUGCUACUGGUGGCACAGACGUUCAGACAGAGAGAGGUGCAUCUGAUAUGGCCCCUCGUGCUUCUCAGAGGAUUCGUCAGAAGUAAGUGCGAGCAAACGUGAGCGUCAUCAUCCUUUCUGCCCAUGUCUCCCCGUGUCUCCGAGACUGAAUCCCAUUUGCCUCUUGUGGUGUGGCGUGGCGUGGCGUGCAGUAUUCGUGACAACGUUUUACGUGUCGACGAUAUAUUUGAUGAUGACAACCUUCAGCUGCCCGCUCCUCAACUACCGCAUCCUCAAUCUCGAGACCACUGACCUGAAGCAGUGCUAUGGGUACAUGGUAAGUAGGUCGGACACACUCACUGAGGAAACGCCCGGGCUUCUUUUCCUCCUUCCAUACAUCCCCUGUGUUGUGUGCUGGAUGAAGCACAUCGCCAUUAUGGCCUUGAGCGGCAUUUCCCUCAUGUGGCUCGUCCCUUUCGCCUUCUUCACGGCACUCCUGUACAACAAGUUUGACCAGUUUUCCCUGGACCCUUCGUGCGCAGCCCACGGUCACCAAAGGAAAUGCAAGAAUCGUCUGCAUUGCUUACUGGGUGUCCUUGUGGGAUGUGGGGUCAUGCAGGUCGCGUGGAGGCGCUGUUUCUGAUCGUCAAGACGCAAGUGGUGGCUUGUCGUGUGGCCGUCGGCUGUUCGCCGGCACCUGAGACACUGCGGUUCGUCAUUGCCCUCAACGCUGUCAGCCUCUCAGCUGUCUUCGCUUACUCAGUGCUGCAGGUGUGUAGCAGAUGGACGGAUAAGAAGUAUACAUGAAGACUUAUACUGUCCAUUGUCUGUGUGCUGUCUGGCCUGACCGACAGGCGCCGUUUUUCAGCAAUCUCGGCAAUCGCCUUCGGGGCGGAUUCCUGGCCAUCCUCCUGGUGGGUGCGACCAGCGCUGACACACAGCUCACACACGCGCAGAGCAGACACACUUCUGUCCUUUGAUUCCGUGUGUGUCUCGUGAUUGAUUGAUCCCAGGCUCUGACGCUCUCGGCCUACUCCUUCGGCGAGGGCGACCUGGACGUGCCAUCCAUGUGGGCGGUGAGUGACUGAUGAUGGAAGACCAAAUCAACAGAUACAGACAGUGCUCGACCCUGUGACAUGUGUGCAGAUAUCGCUGGCUGCGUUUGGGUUCGGCACGUAUGUGUCGCUGAUGCGCAAACACGCACUCAAUGCGGCAGUGAGACAAACGUGCCGCCAAAUGACCGACAGCCUCACGACAGAGAUGCGGUCAGCCUUCACUCGUCUGUCUGCCUGUGUGUGGGGGCACCUGUUUGCUUGUGUUUGUGUGCGUGUGUGCCUACAGCAUGACAGUCCACCAAAUGAUUGAGGAAGAAGACGAGGAGGAGUCGCCCAUGUCGCCGCACACCCCACACGCCACUGGAGGUGAGCUGGGAUGGUGCCCACACAACAGAUUGGAUGGGAUUGCACGUCCAUUCCUGCAUGUAUGGCUGAAUGGGUGCAGCGGUCACCCCCAAGGUUUCCCCUGGUAAACGCGACUCCAUCCUGUCCGACGUCGAUGUCAACAUGCAAAUGGAGGUGGCGAAGUCGAAAAGGGAGUUCAAAAGCAGGCACGCAUCAAUUGCAGUGCAGGGACACCCGCACCGCCAUCUAUCUGUGACUGCAAUGAGUGAAUCGGCGUCUAUGUGUCUGCUUUGACUGACUGCCCACAGUUCCUACUUCUCCUCUGCCAAAGGCUUGGCCAAGCUUCUGGUUUUCGACUGCGACAUCGAGCUGCUCUUCCGCGGGGUCGGCGACGAGUGGCAUGAAAUGAGCGACAGCGAGAAAACAGUGGCCGGUUUUGUGCUCGAGACCGUGUUCUAUUACUUGUCGCUAAACGCCGAGAGCUCCCGAAAGGCACUCCUCUACGUGUGGUACGCCUCAUCCCUCAACAUGUUGUUAAAGGUAUGCAGACAGACCGUCACCCACGGAGCAACGGCAAGGAAGGAAGGAAAGAAGGAAAGAAGGACGGAAGGGAGUGUGUGUGUGUGUGUCUCGAUCGGCAGAAUGCUUACUCGUCCUUCAAGUACGUGAGGCUGGCGCACGAGACGGCCUCACCCUUCACCCUGGACGUCCAGUACCUGUGCUACUGCCUGCAAAAGGAUAGUACGUGACUAGACAUCACACCGGAGGACCUGCGGGCACACAUUUCUGUCCGUAUCUGUGACUGUGCGUCUCUAGUCGAGAACACACGGCAGCUGAGCUACCUGGGGACGAAGCGCAAGGCGGGGAACCUGAUAGACUUGGUCACCUACAAGAAAUGGGCCAACACUGCCAAACAAAACCACGAGAAAGCUGUCGGUUGCUGUCACAUCACGUCACAUUCAUGCUUGUCAUAUCCUUCCAACAAUCCGUCCCCGUGUCGUGUGUGCAGUUGCACGAGCUCAUGUCGUUCUUCAAAGCGCUUCAUCAAUCCGACAAGUCGGGCACGGCCAUCACCGCCCAAAACUGCAAAAGGGUAGGCGCCCGAGGACGGUCAAUAUGGCGCUUGUUCCCUGCCUCACUCAUUCGCUGGGGUUUGCUUCAUCAGGAGCUCACGAAGCUCUCAUCUGCUCUUGUCGCCGUCCGAAACGCUCAAAACGCGUACACGACCCUGGUAUUGCUCUGUGUUCGAAAAUGCGCACAGAGAUACAUACAUACACCAAUGCCCUGUCGCAGAUGAAUCGUUUCCCUCGGUCGCCCGAGGCUCUCGAGUCGUGUUCGGCCUUCCUGUACCAAGUCUACGGCGAGACAAGGCAGGCACAAGCCCUCACAGACAGGAACACACUGGCCGGCUGGCUGGCUGGCCAUGGCAGCCUCUAUUGAUCGUUCGAUAUCUGCGCACUGCAUUAGGUACACCGAUAUGCUGGAUGUGGGCGACUCUGGCCGCAGUGCUGCUGGCGGCGGGGCCGACACACACAGUGAAGGCUCGUCCGUCAGUGGGGUGGGCAGCGCGAUUGGCAAGGCCGGCGCAGGCGGGCCGUUGGGCAUGCAGGCGUCCAUCAAGGCACACGUCAUUACCUCGGUGGACCGCGAGAAGCGCCGGGGGCUGUUAUGGAUCACGGUGGCCAACGUCAUUGGCCUGACGUGCAUCUUGGCCGUCACGACGGCGACAACUUCCUCGGAGUUCAGCAGAUGGACUACAUCAACGACCAAAUGGAGGAGGUCAAGUGGACCAGCCAAAUGGCAGAGGUAGGUUUUCUCUCUCCCUCUCUCGACUGAGCGCGUCCAGUCUCUUUUUGCCUGUACCUCCACACGCCGAUACACCGUGUGUCUCGUCAGAAUUGGCUGGAGGUGGCUAUCGCGCUAA